Messenger RNA from Thlaspi arvense, 4096 nucleotides. NCBI's taxonomy places the organism in Eukaryota, Viridiplantae, Streptophyta, Magnoliopsida, Brassicales, Brassicaceae. The record is from the annotation of a GenBank genome assembly.
CGAACUUCGCACGUGCCAAUAAAACACUUGCAAAGAAAAAAAAAACGCGAGUUCAGUAGUUUACCACGUUAAUUAGCAAACGAGCGAACGGAAAAACGCAUCGCUCUCAUCAGAAUCUGGACCUGGAUCAGAUCUGUGCGGGUCGGGUCGUAUAGGAUCAGAUCGGUAUUAGUCGUUGAUCGGAGUAUCCGGCACUUAUGGCGGCGGCGAGGCGAUUACGCACGCUCCAAUCUCAGCCGGAGAACAAGGUCUGUGUCGACUGUUCCCAGAAGAAUCCCCAAUGGGCGUCUGUUUCCUACGGCAUCUUCAUGUGCCUGGAGUGCUCCGGCAAGCACCGAGGCUUGGGCGUUCACAUCUCCUUCGUCCGAUCCGUCACCAUGGAUUCGUGGUCCGAGAUCCAGAUCAAGAAGAUGGACUCCGGCGGCAACGAGCGGCUCAACAAAUUCCUCGCGCAGUACGGGAUCUCUAAGGAGACCGACAUCGUCGCCAAGUACAAUUCCAACGCCGCCUCCGUGUAUCGCGAUCGGAUCCAGGCUUUAGCCGAGGGGAGACAAUGGAGAGACCCGCCGGUUGUCAAGGAAUCGAACGGAGGCGGGAUGAACAGGAAGCCUCCGUUGUCGCAGGGCAGUGGAAACAAUGGCGGAUGGGAUAAUUGGGACACAGAUGAUUCCUUCAGAUCUUCGACCGAUAUGAGGCGGAACCAAUCGGCGACUGAUUUUAGAGCAUCCGGAGCUCGCGGUGCGCCGGCGAAGUCGAAAUCGUCGGAGGAUAUCUACUCGCGGUCUCAGCUUGAGGCUUCGGCUGCGAACAAGGAGAGUUUCUUCGCGAAGAGGAUGGCUGAGAAUGAGUCUAAGCCUGAGGGUCUUCCUCCUUCACAAGGAGGCAAGUAUGUUGGAUUCGGAUCAAGCCCAGGCCCAGCUCCGAGAAGCAAUCAACAGGGUGGUGAUGUUUUCUCUGUCAUGUCUGAGGGUCUAGGAAGAUUGUCUCUUGUUGCCGCUUCUGCUGCGAAUGUUGUUCAGAGCGGAACCAUGGAGUUCACUUCCAAGGUCAAAGAAGGAGGCUUAGAUCAAACGGUGAGUGAGACUGUUAACGUUGUUGCGAGUAAGACAACAGAGAUAGGACAGAGGACAUGGGGGAUCAUGAAAGGAGUGAUGGCAAUUGCUUCACAAAAGGUUGAAGAGUUCACUAAAGAAGAAACAGCAACCUGGAAUCAACAGAAUAAAAACGAAGGCAACGGUUACUACCAGAACAACAACGCAGCAAAUUCGUCUCUUGGAGGUUCACGUUCACAGUCGUCAUCGAGUGGCCACCACAACAGUUAUCAAAACUCGAGUUCUUGGGAUGACUGGGGAGAAGAUAACAACAAUACCAAAAAGGAAGUAGCACCGAAGGUGUCGACUUCUAAUGAUGAUGAUGAUGGUUGGGCUGGUUGGGAUGAUAACGAUGGCAAAGACGAUGAUGGUUAUUAUCAGAGUGCAGGGGAUAAGAAAUCUGUAGGUCACAAUGGGAAAUCAGACACUGCUUGGACUGGUGGAGGUUUUCUCUAGCGGUCAAUGGUGAGUGAAGUUGUACAAUUUAAGGAAAAGCAAAGCCUCUGUGUUCUUCGUGCUCUGUCACAAAGAGAUAGAGCAAGAGAGCGGAGGUCUGUUUUUUGUUUGUUUUCACAUUAUCGAUUGCUUGGCGAUCAAUUCAUCGAUCGUCAUUAUUUGUUCUUCAACAAUAUAGUUUCUUUUCUAUAUCGUCAUUAUAAUUGUACAAGCUUUAUAGGGGACUGCUUGCUAAUCUAUUGGGGUUAGUCUUCAGCUCUUUUUUUGAGAUGCAAAACUUUUAUUUACUUGGAAAUUUAUUUGUAAUGACCACAAAAAAAAACACACCUUUUUAUUGUCUUCUUUUUCAAUUAUAAUUUUUUUUUGAAAGAAAUUCAUAAUAAUGACUUUGGACAAUGAAGACUGUCAUGGACCAGAUCAGUUCACGCUUCAAUUUGAUAAUCUUCCAUAAUAAUGGCAUUCUGAACCGAGUCUGUCAACAGCAACUCUUGUAUCUCUCCUCUACUCACGCGUGAGACUAUUUAAAGCCAAACAGACUCUUCUCUGUUCCUGACCAUCCACCUGUUUCUCUUCUUCUCCAUUAUAUUCUUCUUCUCAAUCUUGCAACAUCUUUAAGGGUUUAUAAGCUUCGAGAGAGAGAGAAAAAUCAUGGGAAUAUAUGGAAUGGUGACAGGAAAAGCUGGAAAGAGUGGAUUUGGAUCAGCUUCAACAGCUGAAGAUGUCACUCUCUCCAUUGACGCCAAUCAUCUCACUGCCAUCGUCACAGGUGGAACAAGUGGAAUUGGUUUGGAGGCAGCAAGAGUAUUGGGAAUGAGAGGAGCUCGUGUCAUCAUUGCCGCAAGAAACACAAAAGCUGCUAAUGAAUCGAAAGAGAUGAUUCUUCAGAUGAACCCUAAUGCUCGCAUCGAUUAUCUUCAGCUUGAUCUCUCUUCCGUAAAAUCCGUCAGAUCCUUCGUCCAUCAAUUUCUUGCCCUUAACCUCCCUCUCAACAUACUCAUAAACAAUGCAGGUGUUAUGUUUUGUCCUUUCCAGCUCACUGAAGAUGGGAUUGAAUCACAAUUCGCAACAAACCACAUUGGUCAUUUUCUGUUGACGAAUCUGCUUCUGGACAAAAUGAAGAGUAGCGCAAAAGAAAGUGGAGUUGAAGGAAGGAUUGUGAAUUUGUCAUCUGUUGCUCAUACUUAUACUUACUCUGGAGGUAUCAAGUUCAAUAGCAUCAACGACCCUAAUGUAUAUUCGGAGAAAAAGGCUUAUGGACAGUCCAAACUGGCAAACUUGUUGCACUCCAAUGCACUCUCCCGUAAACUACAGGAAGAAGGUGUGAAUAUCACAGUGAAUUCGGUUCACCCUGGACUUGUCACCACUAAUCUCUUUCGUCACUCCGGUUUAGCAAUGAAGGUCUUCAAGGCAAUGAGUUUCUUCUUGUGGAAAGAAAUACCUCAGGGAGCAGCAACAACAUGCUACGUGGCACUUCAUCCCAGUCUCAAAGGCGUCACCGGAAAUUACUUCGCCGACUGUAACGUCACCACUCCGAGCAAAUUUGCUCUCGACGAUUCUCUCGCCGAUAAACUUUGGGAUUUCAGUAUCAAACUCAUCGAUUCUCUCCCUUAAUUUAAUAUCUAAGCCAAAAUUGGUUUCUCUUUUUCUUUUAUCAUCGUCAGCCAAAAUUGGUUUCUAUUUUUUUUAUUGUCGUCAGCAAAAGUUUGUUAUACACAUUCAAAAGUUCGUUAUAAAUUCAAAAUUUCUCAUUCAUAAAAUUUACGUUAAUCUUUUAUGAUUUAAUCUAUCACCGCAUAAAUUUUACAUUAGAACUAAAAGAAUACUGUGUAAAAACAGAUUAAAAGCGCAAAAUCUCAUAUGUAAUAAUUAUCCCUAAUAUAUUUAUUAUCAGUUGUUUAUCCAAAAGAAAUUAAGAGCCUACAUUGCAAGGUUAUACACAUAACCCAAAACAUUAGAAUGGUCUAUGCAAUGUUUAAUAAUAAGUAUAGUGGGCCUAAAUUAUUGGGCUUCCUCUUCCUCCCAAAGGCCCAUUGUUCGUACAACGACGGCAGAGACAGCGACCACAAUGGCUGCAAAAACCGGCGGCACAACGAGGUCCAUCUUCGACCGCCGGAAUAGAUUCGCCGGUAAACAGAACACCUCCGUAGGAAGAUCCAACGGAACUAAAACGGCAGCGUCGGAUCCGCACCGCCGCGAGAACUCCACCGAAGAAGACGACGGAUAAAUCGCCGACACGAAGGCGAACUCUGGUGCGAGCGAGAUAAUCGCCACCGUGAUGGUCAGAAACGCCGUCCAAGUAGCGCCGUAGACGAAAAGCGGAAUCCGCCACCGGAAUCGGUUAGUCAGAGACGAGAAUAGAUGGCGAAUCAUCAUCGAUUGAAGUGUAAACGCUUACCCUCUUAACGCAUAAUCGUUAUCUCAAUUUCAAUAUCUGUAUCGCUUUAUAGUUCCGCCGAUUGCAAUUACUUCCGCCAUACAAAUGGAGUAGAAGGAGAGAAGUAGAAGAGAGGAUAACCUAAUCUCACCUGCUCUUGAUUUUCUAACGACGA